UUCCUUGUAUUGUGGCUACAAAAGGCCAACGAUUAUCCUUUGUGAUCAUAAGUUCUUUUACAAAAAUGAACUCAAAGUACCCAAUGGUUAACUUAUCAUCCUUCUCUUCUAUUCAUUUCCUCUUUUAUUCUCUUGUUAUAUCUCUCUCUUCCACCGUCAUAUGUGGUGGAAUUGAGACAGAUCAUGAGGCUUUGCUGAAGAUCAAGUCAUUGAUCACUCGAGAUCCAUAUGGAGCUCUAACCUCAUGGAACGAUUCUCUUCAUUUAUGUGACUGGAGUCAUGUUUAUUGUGGGAAGCGGUAUAGAAGAGUGACUUAUAUAGACUUGUCAUCGCAAGGUCUAGAAGGCUCAUUGUCUCCUCAUGUGGGGAACCUGAGCUUCCUACGCUUGCUUUUUCUUUAUAACAACAGCUUUCAUGGAGCCAUCCCUCAAGAACUUGGUCGUCUUUCUAGGCUACGUCAACUGUAUUUGUACCUAAACAAAUUCAACGAGGUCAUUCCAACUAACAUAUCUGGUUGUUUUAACCUUGAAGUGAUUGCUCUUUCCAAUAACGAGCUAGUUGGAAGCAUACCCAAGGAGAUCAGUUCCCUCAGCAAACUUACUUUUCUUUCACUUUGUAAUAAUACGUUUACUGGUGGAAUCCCAACCAUCUUGGGAAAUAUAACAUCAAUGGAAUCGUUUUCUGUUAGUGGAAAUCCCUUGGGUGGGAGCAUCCCAAACAUCUUAAGCCAGUGGAGGAAUUUAAGAGAGUUUUACGCUACAGGUUGUAACUUACACGGAACCAUCCCUCAUGAAGUCGGUCAUCUCUCCAGGUUGAUGGUCCUCAGUCUUGCAACUAACAAGUUCUGUGGGGUAAUUCCAUCUAACAUAUCCGGUUGUUCAAACCUUGAAGAGCUUUAUCUUUCCGAUAACGAGCUAGUUGGAAGCAUACCCAAGAUGAUCAGUACCCUCUCCAAACUUACUGUUCUUUCACUUUUUAAUAAUAAGAUUACAGGUGGAAUCCCAACCAUCUUGGGAAAUAUUACAUCAUUGGAAUUGUUUUCUGUUGCUGGAAAUCCCUUGGGUGGGACCAUUCCAGACAUCUUAAGCCAGUGGAAGAAUUUAAGAGAGUUUUACCGUAACGGUUGUAACUUACACGGAACCAUCCCCCAUGAAAUAGGUCAUCUCUCCAGGUUGACGGUCCUCAAUCUUGCAACUAACGAGCUAGUUGGAAGCAUACCCAAGGAGUUCAGUUCCCUCACCAAACUUACAUUUCUUUCACUUGAUAACAAUAAGUUUACUGGUGGAAUCCCGCCAUACUUAGGGAAUAUGACAUCAUUGGAAGUGUUCGCUUUAAUAGAAAAUCCGUUGGGUGGGACCAUUCCAGACACCUUAGGCCUUAUGAAAGGUUUAAAAGAAAUUUACUUAGGUAGUUGUAGUUUAAAAGGAACCAUCCCUAAUUCUCUUUAUAACCUUUCACUCCUAGCUGAUAUUAGCUUGGUUGAUAAUCAGUUGACAGGUGGUCUUUAUUCAGCCGUAGGUGCAACGCUUCCUAAUCUUGUUUGGUUUCAAUUAUGGGGUAACCAACUAAGUGGACCUCUUCCGGCAUCCAUUUCAAAUUGUACGAGCUUAAAACUUCUAGAACUCCAACAGAACAUGUUUAGUGGACGCUUGACAAUCGAGUUUUCAAAACUAACGAAUAUACAUUUUAUAAACAUUGGUGGAAACCCCUUUGGAAGCAAAGAAGCAGAUGAAACGAAGUUUAUUGAUUCUUUGAAAAACUGCACGAGAUUAAAGAGGUUGGCUUUUGGUAAUUGCAGGUUUCAAGGAGUUCUUCCUAGAUCAAUUGGUAAUCUUUCUAAUCAACUCCAGGAGUUAGUAUUUAGUAAUAAUGAGUUAAAUGGAAACCUCCCUAGUUCAAUUGGUAAUCUUGUUGGCUUGAAUAAGUUGUCAUUAGGAGGAAACCAAUUCACGGGAAACAUCCCUUCAACCAUUGGUAACCUUCAAAACUUAGAAGGUCUUUAUUUAGAUGAAAACCACUUUUCAGGGCAGAUUCCGGAUUCCAUGGGGAACUUAUCAUUGUUGAUAACACUUUAUUUAUCUUCAAACAUGUUAGAAGGGGUUAUUCCAUCAAGUCUAGGAAAUUGUCAUCAUCUAUUAGAGUUGUACCUUAAUGACAAUAAACUUAAUGGGAAAAUGCCUAUACGACUGCUUCAACUUUCAAGUCUCUCCAUAACAUUGGAUCUUUCUCAAAAUAACCUGUUUGGUUCACUUCCAAUUGAGGUUGGAAACCUCAACAUGUUGACUACUUUGAAUUUAUCUGAUAAUAACUUUUCUGGUAACAUUCCUAGUAGCCUUGGUGGUUGUAGUAGUUUAUUACGGUUAUCCCUCAAAGGAUUGGUGGAACUCGAUAUUUCUCAUAACAACUUUUCGGGGCAUAUUCCUAGAUUUUUCGAAAAGUUUAAGUUAGAAUAUUUGAACCUGUCAUAUAAUGAUUUUGAGGGUGAAGUUCCAAUGGUAGGAGUGUUCGCUAAUGAAAGUGCAUUCUCUGUUUUGGGGAAUAGAAGGCUUUGUGGUGGCAUUAUUGAACUUGGGUUACCCAAAUGCAAGGAGACAAGUAAAUUUACAAAGAAGCUUCAUCUCUAUUUAAUAGUCACAUUGAUCGCAUCCGCACUUUUCACCGCAACAUGUUUAACAUAUGCUUGGUGUAAGAAGAAAAGAAAGAGUCAUCUUUCACAAUCGUCAACAAGCAAACGAUACCUAAAAGUUUCAUAUAGUCAACUUCUAAAGGCUACCAAUGGGUUCUCCGAAUCCAAUUUGAUUGGAACUGGUGGUUAUAGUUCUGUUUAUAAGGGAAUCCUUUUUGAAGAUAAUGACACAUUUGUUGCAAUCAAAGUUCUACAUCUUCAAAAUCGUGGAGCUCAAAAAAGCUUUACGAGGGAAUGUGAAGCAUGGCGGAACCUUCGACAUAGGAAUUUGUUGAAGUUUAUAACUUCAUGUUCAAGUAUUGACUUUCAAGGAAAUCCAUUCAAAGCUUUGGUAUACGAGUUCAUGCCCAAUGGGAGUUUGCAUGAUUGGUUGCAUUCAAGUGGAAAUACAUCAAGGCUAAACCUUCUUCAAAUGAUAAAAAUUCUUAUGGAUGUAGCAUAUGCACUUGAUUAUAUUCAUAAUCACUGUCUACCAACCAUUAUUCAUGGUGACCUGAAGCCUAGUAACAUUCUACUCGAUAAUGAUAUGGUGGCUCAUGUUGGAGAUUUCGGUUUGGCUCGAUUUCUUGGAACUUCAUACCAAAACAACUCAACUGGGAUUCGCGGUACAGUGGGUUAUAUUGCUCCAGAGUAUGGUCUCGAGAGUGAGAUGACAAGUAAUGGGGAUAUCUACAGUCUUGGAAUAAUAGUUCUAGAGGCAAUGACCGGGAAACACCCAACUGAUGACAUCUUUAAUGAAGACCUUUGCCUUCAUAAAUUUGCUUCAAUGGCCUUGCUAGACAAUGUAAUUGAUAUCAUUGAUGUUAACAUUCUAAACCUGUAUCAAGAGUACAAUGAAGAAAAUGCCAUGAAAAUAGAGGAAUGUUUGACUCUAACAAUUAAGAUUGGAGUCGCAUGCUCUGUGGAUUCCCCAACACAAAGGAUGGAUAUCAAAAAGGUUAUGCGUGAUUUGCAACAGAUUCUCGAUACACUUAAAAAUAUUUGA
This is a messenger RNA of Helianthus annuus (common sunflower), 3671 nucleotides long. Its product is annotated as probable LRR receptor-like serine/threonine-protein kinase At3g47570. The transcript is spliced from 3 exons. The record is from RefSeq and is a predicted model, not a curated record. Gene Ontology annotation, biological process: protein phosphorylation. Gene Ontology annotation, molecular function: ATP binding; receptor serine/threonine kinase binding; protein kinase activity. The coding region runs from base 66 to 3671 and encodes 1201 amino acids. NCBI's taxonomy places the organism in Eukaryota, Viridiplantae, Streptophyta, Magnoliopsida, Asterales, Asteraceae.